CAUCUCUUCCCGGAAGUGCAGCUACUUGACGCGAGUGUGAUGGCUUCAAGGUUACUUCGCGGAGCCGGAGCUCUGGCGGCUCAGGGCCUGAGGGCCUGCGGUCCUAAUGGGGUAGCCGCCGUGCGCUCCAUGUCUUCUCGAGGUGGUAUUCCUACUGAUGAUGAGCAGGCCACUGGGCUGGAGAGGGAGGUGUUGAUGGCUGCAAAGAAGGGACUGGACCCAUACAAUAUACUUGCCCCAAAGGCAGCUUCAGGCACCAAGGAAGACCCUAACUUAGUCCCAUCCAUCACCAACAAGCGAAUUGUGGGUUGCAUUUGUGAAGAGGACAACAGUGCUGUCAUCUGGUUCUGGGUGCACAAAGGCGAGACUCAGCGAUGCCCAAAUUGUGGAACCCACUACAAGCUGGUUCCUCACCAGUUUGCCCAUUGAGCCUCUGUACUCACUCACUCAGAAUAUGCUAUAAAGUUUCUUCUUUCUAAUAAAUUCUAGCCAUUGCAGUGGCUCCUCCCGUA
Molecule: messenger RNA, 512 nt
Organism: Marmota flaviventris (yellow-bellied marmot)
Lineage: Eukaryota; Metazoa; Chordata; Mammalia; Rodentia; Sciuridae
Gene: Cox5b
Product: cytochrome c oxidase subunit 5B
Biological process (GO): mitochondrial electron transport, cytochrome c to oxygen
Cellular component (GO): respiratory chain complex IV; mitochondrial envelope
Source: RefSeq, a predicted model, not a curated record